AUGAGAAUUGUGGUUAUCGGUGCAGCACCGACAGGCCUUGGUGUAGCCUACCGUCUUUAUCAAUUGCAAAAGAGUAACGUUGAUGUUGCUAAACAUGUUGAGUUCAUUGUUUUGGAAAAGUGUAUAACCUUUAUUGAUUUGUCUUAUUUCUCUCAAUACAGCGAUAUGAAAUCAUUGAAACGAUUAAACGAAGAAUUACUUAUACUUUUUUUGUUGCACGAUCUGGAGCAAUCUAUACAGCAAGCAGCACAAAAUUAUAGUGAUAAUGAUAAUAAUAAUGAUAAUAAUAAUGAUAAUAAUAAUGAUAAUAAUAAUGAUAAUAAUAAUGAUAAUAAUAAUGAUAAUGACAAUGAUAGCGUUAAGGAGUUAUCACCUGGUGGAUUAAGCCGUACAAUUAUGGAUGAAAAUGGAUUUUUCUGGGAUAUGGGUGGACAUAUCACUUUUGAUCAUAAUUUUCCAUAUUAUACAGAAGCAAUAUGUUGGGCAAUCAAUGAAUGGAAUAUAUUGACGAGAAAUUGUCAGGUUGAUAUCAGUUAUAUGUUUGACGAGAAAGGUUUACAUCUUGUACCAUAUCCAGUACAGUAUGCAAUACCAUUAUUUCCAGCAAGCAUUAAAAAAAAGUGCUUGGAGGAUUUACGAGAGCGACUUAGAAAACCGAAAAAAUUAAAUCCAUCAAAAAAUUUCGAUGAAUGGAUCAAUGAGAAUUUCGGGCCAACAUUGAGAAAUUAUUUCUUCAAGCAGUACACUCAAAAGGUUUGGACAGUGAAACCGGAUCAGAUGAAUCCGGUAUGGGUAGGAACACGAGUUGCCAAGAUACCUUAUGAAAAACUGGAAAAACUUUGUGCUAUGGAUGAAAAACAUUUGCAAGUUAUUGGUAUUGAUGCAAAAGGUAAAUUAAUUACAUAUGAAAAUGAACAAAAUGAAAAGGUAAAACUUAACUACGAUAUACUUAUCAAUACAGGACCUAUUGAUCAACUAAUCAAACAUACUAAAUUAUGUCCGGAUCUUGAUUUAAAAUAUAAUAAGGUAUUUGUGAUAGGUGUUGGCUUAAUAAAGCCAAUAAAUCGUAUCGCAGAGCAAUUCACUUGGCUUUAUUUCCCGGAAAAUACUGUACCAUUCUAUCGUGUUACUUUCUUGUCACAUUAUGGUGAAAUGACCCCUGACAAUAAUAAAUAUUGGUCGAUACUUUGUGAAUGCGCAUAUGCUAUUAAUAAUAAUGAUGUCACUGAGAAAGAAAUAACAGAAAAAACAAUUGAAUGUUUGAUACGAAAAACAAUUAUUUCACGUGAACAAAUUGUUAGCGUAUUUUCAAUACAGUUAUCAUACGGAUAUCCCAUACCAACUGUAAAUCGAGAUAAUGAGUUAACGCGUGCGCAUAAAAUUCUCGAAAAGCAUGAAAUAUAUUCGAGAGGACGAUUUGGUGGUUGGAAAUAUGAAGUAGCAAAUCAGGAUCAUUGUUUUAUGCAAGGCAAAGAGAUUAUUGAUCGAAUAUUAUUGGGUGAACCGGAAAAAGUAUACAAAAAUGGAUUAUCAAAAUCGUAA
Messenger RNA from Acanthocheilonema viteae, 1542 nucleotides. The record is from the annotation of a GenBank genome assembly. NCBI's taxonomy places the organism in Eukaryota, Metazoa, Nematoda, Chromadorea, Rhabditida, Onchocercidae.